Suncus etruscus (white-toothed pygmy shrew) is the source of this 1368-nucleotide messenger RNA. RefSeq names its product ELOVL fatty acid elongase 1 (gene ELOVL1). The transcript has 7 exons. Gene Ontology annotation, molecular function: fatty acid elongase activity. The record is from RefSeq and is a predicted model, not a curated record. Gene Ontology annotation, biological process: sphingolipid biosynthetic process; fatty acid elongation, saturated fatty acid; fatty acid elongation, monounsaturated fatty acid. Lineage: Eukaryota; Metazoa; Chordata; Mammalia; Eulipotyphla; Soricidae. Gene Ontology annotation, cellular component: endoplasmic reticulum; endoplasmic reticulum membrane. The coding region runs from base 37 to 876 and encodes 279 amino acids.
ACCCACCUUCUAAUCUCCUUAGAGCCCUUAGCCAGGAUGGAGGCUGUCAUGAAUUUGUACCAGGAGAUGAUGAAGCAUGCAGAUCCCCGGAUCCAGGGCUAUCCUCUGAUGGGAUCUCCCUUGCUAAUGACGUCCAUCCUCCUGACCUACGUGUAUUUUGUUCUCUCGCUUGGACCACGAAUUAUGGCCAAUCGGAAGCCCUUCCAGCUUCGUGGUUUCAUGAUUGUCUACAACUUCUCCUUGGUGGCGCUCUCCCUAUACAUUGUCUAUGAGUUCUUGAAUUCUGGCUGGCUGACUACCUAUACGUGGCGCUGUGACCCUGUGGACUACUCCAACAACCCCGAGGCACUGAGGAUGGUUCGAGUAGCCUGGCUCUUCCUUUUCUCCAAGUUCAUUGAAUUGAUGGACACAGUGAUCUUUAUUCUCCGGAAAAAAGAUGGCCAGGUGACCUUUCUCCAUGUUUUCCACCACUCAGUGCUUCCCUGGAGCUGGUGGUGGGGAAUCAAAAUUGCCCCAGGAGGAAUGGGCUCUUUCCAUGCUAUGAUCAACUCCUCUGUGCAUGUCAUCAUGUACCUGUACUAUGGACUGUCUGCCCUUGGCCCUGUGGCUCAGCCCUACCUUUGGUGGAAAAAGCACAUGACAGCCAUUCAGCUGAUCCAGUUUGUUCUGGUUUCGCUGCACAUCACCCAAUACUACUUCAUGCCCAGUUGUAGCUACCAGUACCCUGUCAUCAUCCACCUCAUCUGGAUGUACGGCACGAUCUUCUUUGUGCUCUUCUCCAAUUUCUGGUAUCACUCCUACACCAAAGGCAAACGGCUGCCCCGUGCAUUGCAGCAAAAUGGAGCUCCAGGUACUGCCAAGGUCAAGGCCAACUGAAUAAUAUGGCUCAGCCUGGUGCCCACCUAAGUGCCUCAGGACUGCACCUUGGGCAGCAUCCGUCAGUGUCCUCCCCACCUACACCUGUGAUCAGGUCAGGACUGAGCAGGGGACAGGCUCUCCCCUCCCCACAGCUGGCACACAGGGACCACUUCCGUUCCUCGCCUACUUCUCAUGGUCAGCCCCAGGGACGUGGCCUCAAUGCCUUCUGCCACUGAGUGGAGAGCUGCAAGGGCUGGACACUUAAUCUCCUCUCCCUGCCUUAAACUUGGGAGAGGAGCACUCAGGGCUGGCCCCCAUCAGGGCCUCGUGGCCUUUUUCCUCACACUGAAGAGGUCAGCAAUAAUCUGUCACUGUGGACUCAGGCUCCUUCCUUACCACCCCACGCUGAAGCAGGAGCUUCUUGGCCAAAGGUCAGGGUGGCUGGGGGCCUGGGAAUGCAGCCAUUGGAGGCUGCUCACUCUUUGUCUUCAUUAAAUGUGACAGAGGAAA